GCAGGAGCUAGUGGUCUGACUGCCAUAAAAUGUUGCCUGGACGAGGGGUUAGUUCCAGUUUGCUUUGAAAAAAGUGAAGUAAUUGGCGGGCUAUGGAACUUCAGAGAAAAUCGUGAUGGACAGGCGAGUGUAUUCAAAUCAACAAUUAUCAACUCUAGCAAAGAGAUGAUGUGUUUCAGUGAUUUUCCAAUCCCGAAGAAAUUUCCAAAUUUCAUGCAUAACACGUACGUGCAGAAAUAUUUAGAGUUAUAUGCUGAGACAUUUGACUUGAAGAAGUACAUUUGCUUUCGGAGCGUUGUUGAGCAUGUCACUCAGUGUGAAGACUUCAGGCAGACAGGCCAGUGGAAAGUGACGUUUAAAAAUGUUGAAACUGAUGUUACUUCGAUCGAAGUAUUUGACGGUGUGAUGGUUUGUAAUGGUCACCAUUGUGACCCUUAUGUUGCCAAGUUUGAAGGCCAGGAGAAAUUUAAAGGGAGAGUCCUGCACACUCAUGACUAUAUAGAUUACCAUGGGUUCGAAGGCAAGAGGGUUGUUAUUGUUGGUAUCGGUAAUUCUGGUGGUGAUGCUGCUGUUGAACUCAGCCGACAUGCUGAACAGGUAUUUUUAAGUACAAGAAGGGGAGCAUGGGUUGUGAAUCGUGUUGCAGACAACGGUCUUCCAGGCGACAUAUUACGCGGAACAAGAUUUAAUACAAUGGUGCCAGCUUUGGUUGUCAAUAGACUUGCAGAAAAGCAAGCUAAUAUGAGAUUCAACCACACCAAUUUUGGCCUUCAACCAGAACAUAGAUUUCUGUCACAACAUCCAACAGUCAAUGAUGAUCUUCCCAACAGAAUAAUCGCUGGCUUUGUGAAGAUCAAGAGCAAUAUUAAAUGCAUCAACGAGACAUCUGUGGAAUUUGAUGAUGGAACGUGUGAGGAUGACAUUGACAUUAUUAUCAUGGCAACUGGUUACACGUACAGUUUUCCAUUCAUCGAUGAGUCAAUCCUGAAAGUGGAUGCGAACCAGACAUCGUUGUAUAAGUAUGUUCUGCCACUUGGAGUGACCCCAUCAACCUUAGCCAUCAUUGGUCUAGCUCAGCCAUUGGGGUCUACCAUUCCAAUAUCAGAGAUUCAAAGCCGUUGGGCAGCGCUUCUAUUCAAGGGUGCUGUCAAAGCACCCUCGCAGUUUAGUAUGCAAAAGGAUAUCGUCCUAAAGAAAGAGGUGAUGGAGAAACGUUAUGUGAAAUCUCAACGCCACACAUUACAAGUAGAUUGGAUUCCUUACAUGGAUGAGAUUGCCUCAGAAUUUGGCGUGAAGCCAAAUCUAUAUAAGAUCUUUCUUGUGAAUCCCAGGUUUGCUUUGAAGUGUUUGUUUGGACCAUGUCACCCUUUCCAGUAUCGGCUGAUGGGCCCUGGAAAGUGGGAUGGUGCCAAAGAGGCAAUAGAAUCUGGGCUGGAUAGAGUAAUUUACCCAACAAAAACCAGAGUUUUGAAAUCAAAUAAUCAAGCGGAGAGCGGAGGUUUUAUGAAAGUGCUAUGGGUGCUUGUACUAGUAGCAGUAUUUGUAGCAAUCGUGAUCAAAUACUGAUAUGUGUAACAUCACACUUAAUUAGUCAGAUGCUUGUGAUAUUAGAUGCUAAAUUCAUUUGUAUUUACAUCAUUACUGCCUUAUUACUUUGAAUUAUUUUCAUUAUUUUUGUUGGUAAAAUUGUCAAUAUUUUUAUGUACUUGUAAAAUUUUGACAUUUUUCUAAUUAAAUAACUUUUAACAUUAUUUAAAUACCAGUAAUACAUU
Messenger RNA from Anneissia japonica, 1772 nucleotides. Its product is annotated as dimethylaniline monooxygenase [N-oxide-forming] 5-like. Lineage: Eukaryota; Metazoa; Echinodermata; Crinoidea; Comatulida; Comatulidae. Gene Ontology annotation, molecular function: NADP binding; flavin adenine dinucleotide binding; N,N-dimethylaniline monooxygenase activity. The record is from RefSeq and is a predicted model, not a curated record.